AGCCUGAAGUUUCACCGUACCGCCCCCUGAGUGUGGACUUUGUAGAGCGAGAAAAGAGGAAAAGAAGCAGGAGAGCUGUCCCCCCCGUUUUAGUGUCUGUUCAACAUGUUUAAAGUUGUGUCCCGUCUCAGUGCAGGACAGUCCUGCUUUUGGCCCAGUUUCGCCAAAUUCCACAACUCCGCAACCGGUGCAUUAUGUCAGAAAUCAGCCUUCAAAUUCCCUCCUGCAGACUUGCCAGAGAUGCCAUUGUGCAAUUUCACUCCAGAGGAAUACAAGGGCAUGUCAAAAGAGCAGAUGAUGGAGAUCCGCAGACUGAACUGCAACCCUAUGACCAUGAAGGUUACCUAUUAUAAGAAGCCCGUGUUCAUCCACCAGGGACACAUGCAGUGGCUGUGGGACGUGGAUGGGAGGCGGUAUCUGGAUCUGUUUGCUGGUGUGGCUACUGUCAGUGUGGGCCACUGCCACCCGAAAGUCACUGCAGCUGCAGAGAAGCAGUUGAAAAAACUGUGGCAUACUACCAGUAUCUAUGUCUAUCCUACUCUCCACGAGUAUUGUGAGAAACUGGCUUCCUACUUCCCGGAUCCUCUUAAGGUGGUGUAUCUGACCAACAGUGGCUCAGAGGCCAAUGACCUGGCGAUGUUGAUGGCUCGACUCCACACAGGCAACUUUGAUAUAAUCACAUUCAGAGGAUCAUAUCAUGGUGGCAGCCCACAGUCCAUGGGUCUUACUUCCAAUGCAGCGUACAAAUACCCAAUUGCCAGUGGUUUAGGCUGCACAAAUACCAUGUGUCCCGAUGUGUUCAGAGGUCCAUGGGGAGGAAGCCACUGCAGGGACUCUCCUGUCCAGACAAUCAGAGAGUGUAGCUGUGCCCAAGGCCAGUGCAUGGCAAAUGAACAAUACAUCGGACAGCUCAAAGAGACGUUCGCCACCAGUGUUCCAAGCAGAAUCGCUGCUUUCUUUGGCGAGCCUAUUCAGGGGGUUGGAGGAGCUGUGCAGUACCCCAAAAACUACCUCAAGGAGGCUUACAAACUUGUAAGGGAGAGAGGAGGAAUCUGCAUUGCUGAUGAGGUUCAGACUGGAUUUGGGCGAACAGGAACCCACUUCUGGGGUUUCCAAGGGCAUGACGUCAUUCCUGACAUGGUUACAAUGGCGAAGGGCAUCGGCAACGGAUUCCCAAUGGGAGCUGUUGUUACAACACCAGAAAUUGCCGCCUCAUUUGCUAAGGGGGUCCAUUUCAACACCUUUGGAGGAAAUCCUGUGGCUUGUGCCGUUGCUUCAUCUGUGCUUGAUACGAUUAAAGACGACGGCAGUCAGCAGAACAGUCUUCACGUUGGCACUUAUCUGAUGACAGAACUAGCAAAACUCAGAGACAAGUAUGAGAUCAUUGGAGAUGUCCGUGGAAAAGGCCUCCAGAUCGGUGUGGAAAUGGUCAAAGACAAGGCCAGCAGAGAUCCGCUGCCUCCUGAUGCAAUGGCUGAGAUCUUUGAGGAUGUUAAGGACAUGGGAGUCCUGAUUGGAAAAGGAGGAAUAUACGGACAGACUUUCCGCAUCAAACCCCCAAUGUGCAUCACGAUGAAAGAUGCUGCUUUCUUCUUGGCAGUUUUUGACAAGUCCCUCCACAAUUUCAUGGAAGCCAAGUAAAGGUCAGAUGGAUUUCUCCAUGCCGAGCCCCAAAACCCGUAAACAUGUCACUGACUUCAGUUCUUUUAGUUCUUUGAAUCUCACAUCACUGGCUUUAAUUCUUUUGUAUGUUUUGAAUCGCAACUCUUAACUUUAUUACAUUCCCAGCACCAACUACCUCUGUGAUAAAAUAAGUAUUUUAACCAUGUAUAACUGUACACUUCAGGAAUCUUCAGUAGCAGUCUUAAAUAUUUCCGUCCUGGCUGAUGUAGGAAUAACCGUUAGUACUAGCUGUAAUAAUACCGCAACGAAAACAUUACCAUUUACCAUUCAGUUUAACAAAGACGUUGGGCCAUAGUUGGCCUUUUUUGUUCUGUGAGCAGUCUGCAUCUGUGAUGUUUUGUGUUG
Mugil cephalus (flathead mullet) is the source of this 2028-nucleotide messenger RNA. RefSeq names its product alanine--glyoxylate aminotransferase 2, mitochondrial-like. The record is from RefSeq and is a predicted model, not a curated record. Gene Ontology annotation, cellular component: mitochondrion. Gene Ontology annotation, molecular function: pyridoxal phosphate binding; L-alanine:glyoxylate transaminase activity. Gene Ontology annotation, biological process: glyoxylate catabolic process. The transcript is spliced from 14 exons. Bases 106 to 1641 code for a protein of 511 amino acids. Lineage: Eukaryota; Metazoa; Chordata; Actinopteri; Mugiliformes; Mugilidae.